Haliotis rubra (blacklip abalone) is the source of this 9462-nucleotide messenger RNA. Its product is annotated as inactive phospholipase C-like protein 2. Gene Ontology annotation, biological process: intracellular signal transduction; lipid metabolic process. The record is from RefSeq and is a predicted model, not a curated record. Gene Ontology annotation, molecular function: phosphatidylinositol-4,5-bisphosphate phospholipase C activity. Lineage: Eukaryota; Metazoa; Mollusca; Gastropoda; Lepetellida; Haliotidae.
UUGGAAUGGUCCAAGAAAGCACGAAAGAUGGCGGACGAUGUGCAAGAGUCUACGGAACCGGUGGAAAUACCAACUGAGAAACCAGAAGAUGUGUUUUUGAAUGGCGAUUCAAACAACAAAUUGGAAGAAUGUGAGGAUCAAAAUACCGAGUGUGACUCUGAAUUACCGGAGAGCGUGUUGCCGAGGAGAAGCAGCCUCAUGAACAAGGAUGCGGGCAACAGGCGUCCUCAGCGAAAGAAAACAGUAUCAUUCAGUAGUAUGCCUACGGAACGGAAAAUUGCAACUGCCCAGGACUGCCUGGCGUACAUGCAAAAUGGCAGUGAGUUGAUAAAGGUGCGGUCCAACAGUCGUCAGUACCACCGCUUCUUCUCACUCAGUAAUGACAUGACAGAAAUCCGAUGGCAGCCUACUUCAAAGAAAGCGCACAAAGCAAGAAUUGCCGUUCGAUCUGUCAAAGAGGUCCGGCAAGGAAAAACCACAGAUGCUCUUCGGAACAAGGAAAUUGCUGGGAUUUACCCAGACGAAUGCGCUUUUUCCAUAAUCUUUGGAGAGGAGUUCGAGUCGAUGGAUCUGAUCGCCAAUACGCCGGAUGAAGCGAAUAUAUGGGUUACUGGUCUUACUUGUCUCAUUAAUGCCAGUUCCAAAUCUCAGACCUCUCCCAAUGCGAUCGAAGAUCUCCAGCAGAUGAGAGAUACAUGGUUGUUGGAGCUAUUUGAGAAAGCGGACUCAGGUCAGUCAGGGCUGCUGGAGGAGACAGAGGUGGUGAAGCUGAUGAGGAGGAUCAACUCCACCAUUACAACAUCUGUCAUUUAUCAGAAACUCAAGGAACUAGAGAUGAAAAGACGAGAAGGCAAAAGAGGAAGGUUAAACAGUGAUGAGUUCAUCUCCCUUUUCAAAGAAAUCUCAACGCGCCCAGAAAUAUAUUUUCUCCUAGUUCGGUAUGCAAGCAAUGCAGAUUACAUGUCCACUGAUGACCUGUUGCUAUUUUUAGAAGCCGAACAAGGGAUGCAAAGAGUUACCAAAGAUAAAUGUCUGGAUAUUAUGAACAAAUUUGAACCUUCAAAGGAAGGACGAAGGAAAGGACAACUUGGCAUUGAUGGUUUCACGGAAUACCUCUUGUCUGACGAAUGUGAUAUUUUUGACCCAAUGCAUAAAAAAGUCUGCCACGACAUGACACAGCCUCUAAGUCAUUAUUUCAUUGCCAGUUCGCAUAACACGUAUCUAUUAGAAGAUCAGCUGAAGGGACCCUCAAGUGUGGAGGGAUAUAUCCGAGCUUUGGAGAAAGGCUGUCGGUGUAUUGAACUUGACUGCUGGGAUGGUCCAAAUGAUGAGCCUGUCAUCUACCAUGGACAUACUCUCACUUCCAAGAUUUCCUUCAAGGCCGUCAUCGAGGCAAUACGAGACUACGCAUUUGUAAAGUCUGAGUACCCUGUGAUAUUAUCAAUAGAAAACCACUGCACUGUCAAGCAACAACAAGCUAUUGCCCAUUACAUGACCACUAUACUUGGGGACACGUUGUACACUGCAGCUGCCGAGGAAAAUCUUGAGCAUUUACCUUCACCAGAAUUCUUCAAAGGCAAAGUUCUUAUCAAAGGUAAAAAACUGCCCAUCUCAAGCAGCUCAGUUGAGGGCUAUGUCACUGAUGAGGAUGAAGGUGCUGAACCUGACAAGAAGAAAAAUAGUAAAAGGGAAGGGUCAAUGAAGAAACACAAACUGGUCAAGGAAUUGUCGGACAUGGUUGUCUACUGUGUGUCCAAGAGAUUUGAAGACUUUCAAGUGUCCCAGCAGAACCAGAAGUGCUGGGAGAUCUGCUCGUACAGCGAGUCCCAGGCUCUGAAGUUGGCAAUGUCCUCACCGGAGGAAUAUGUCAACCACAACAAGCGGUUUCUGUCUCGCAUCUACCCCAAUGGGAUGCGCAUCGACUCGAGCAACUACAACCCCCAAGAUCUCUGGAACUGUGGCUGCCAAAUGGUUGCCCUGAACUACCAGACAGCAGGUCUCAUGAUGGAUCUCUAUAAUGGCUGGUUCCACAAGAAUGGAGGCUGUGGCUUUGUACUGAAACCUGCCAUCAUGCGGGAAGAGAUCUCGUACUUCAGUGCAAACACGAGGGAGGUCAUUCCAGGGGUGUCCCCUCAAAUACUUCAUAUAAAGAUAAUCAGUGGUCAGAACUUCCCGAAGCCCAAGGGUUCUGCAGCUAAAGGGGAGGUGACUGAUCCUUAUGUUACCAUUGAAGUAUUUGGCAUUCCCUCAGACUGUGCAGAGGAAAGGACAAAAACUAUGCCGCAUAAUGGAUACAAUCCAAUCUUUGAUGAAAGCUUCGAGUUCCAGAUUAACUUGCCAGAGCUGGCUUUGGUGAGGUUCACUGUUCUGGAUGAUGACUAUAUUGGAGAUGAAUUCAUUGGACAGUUCACAAUACCAUUUGAGUGCAUGCAAACAGGUUACCGGCAUAUCCAGCUUUUAUCAAACACCGGGUACCCCAUUGAAAAUUGUACAUUGUUUGUACAUGUAGCAAUAACAAACAAGAGAGGUGGUGGGGGAUACAAACGAGGCUUAUCUGUGAAGAAAACAAAACGAUAUCGGGACUACACCAGCAUGAAGUCAGUCGGAGGGAAAAACAUAGAUGAAACAUUCAAGGUUGCAAUCCAGCCAUUGCGUGAUGGCACCGACCUACGAGACAACGUGCAACUAGCCCUGAGUGGCUUCAAGGAGACGUGUGGUCUGCCACCCAUCGCCAACAUCAAGCAGUGUAUCCGACUCUUGUCCACCAGAAUCACCAACUCAGGAGAACAGAGUCUCACAUACGUUAUGAAAGGCGAGUACCCAUCUCUAGAAGCACAAGGGAACCUGCCGGAUAUACUGAAAAAAGCUCUCCUGUCAUUUGAUGAUUUGAUCACUGAGUGCAGAAACCUUAUAGAAUGUGCAGAUAGUGUAUAUGAGAAGUUGCUGCAUUGUCAGAGAGCUGGGAUGGAGUGGCACGAGGACCUGGAGAAUGUGUGUGUACAAGCUGGGCUCAAGAGCAAGAAGCUAACCAAGGCAACAGAAAACUUUGCAUGGAACAUCCGAGUGCUGAAAGGUCAGGCUGACCUGGUGAUGCAGGCCAAGAAGGACUGCGAGGAGUACAUCAGACAGAUUAAGGAAGCUGCAGUGUCAACAGGUCUGUCGAAGGAGUCAGCAAGGGCCGACGUCUGUAACAACCAUGAGUCAGAAAAGCCAGUAAUCGCAGAUGGAUGAUUCAGCCCUCAAAUCUACUGACAGGAGUUUACACCAAAUAAGCUGCCUUAUGCUCUUUGUUUGACAAGCAUGGAGUGAAACAGACACCAAUAGUCCCAACCAGGAAGGAAAUGGAAUACCUCAGCUAACCAAAACAAAGACAGAAUCAGCCUAGCAGGGGCUAUAUAAUCUGUGAAUACAAAGAAUAUGUACGUUUAUUUGUUAAGCUGUGAUGCAGGUUAAUGUGUAUGUCAGGUCAGAUUAGAGGUGUGUUAUUGACAUGGAAUAUACAUGUUAUUGACAUGGCAAAUAUAUCAUAAUGACAUGAGAUAUAUAUGAUGUUGGAGUGGAAUAUGCAUGCAUUUUCAUGCAAUAUACAUGCAUUUGAUGUGAUCAACAUUUUGUAUGCAUGAUAUCGGUGUGUUAUAUACAAGUAUUCAUGUCAUGGUAUGUGAUACUGGGAUGUAUUAUAUCUGGACAUUGCACAAGGGUUAUAAAUAAGAUAUUGACAUGUUAUGAAAAUGACCAUGAAUUAUGAGCAGUUAUAACAGACGUGUAUAGCCACGGAGUUGAUCAUCUUCUACAUUGUAUUAAUGUACAAUAUUCACUUGUAGUAUACAUGAGAUUGACAUGCUAUGUACAUGGUUUUGAGAACAACCACUCUUCUACUUUGUAUUAAUGUACAUUUCAAACAUGUAAUAUACAUGAUAUUGACGUGUUGUUGACAUGAUAAACAUGGUCAUGAUGUACACUGUUCUAUAUUGUAUGAUGAACAAUACAAACAUGAAAUAUAUGUGCUAUUCACAUAACAUGUCUGUCCAAACAGGAGACUGGAAUUUGUAUCCUUACCCUCAAUAGCCCCUUUUUCCAGAUUUAUUGACAGUGUGCCCAUUUCAGGUAAUUGAAUAAAUUGUGUGACAUGAUGUUGCGAUUUCAUGACUAGCAGUGACAUGAAUGAGUAUAUAUUUUUUUAUUUCUCGGCCAUGUGGCAUCAGUGAUCAAUUUCAAAUGUAGAAAAUGAUGUUUGUUUUUGAUGUGAAAAUGCAAAUUAAGAUAAUUGUAGUAUAGCUAAGUGUAUUCAUUAUUGAACGAGGAUAUGCCUGCUUAUGCCUGUGGUUACUUAAUCUUAUCAAUUAAUUCAUCUGCAAAUUAUCAUUUGGAAUGAAAUCUUGCAAAAGACAUUUUUUUUACAAAAAUCAGAUUGCCUUAUCCACUUACUUGCUGCAGUUAAUCUUUCUUUCAGUUAAAUUAACUCCUGUUCCAAUAAAAUUGAUGCAAAAUAUGUACUGAAUAACAUUGGUCCCAUCCAACAAAGCAGGGUCUGCACUGCACUGAUCGUAAGCCUGUGUUUAAGUAUGGGCAAUUUGAUUGUCUUGUGUGCAGUGGGCCAGUAAGGUAAUUUAUACACAAGUCUAAGUUAAUACUACUUAUUAGAGGUAACUGCAGACUGCAAAUUUCAGUAGUUUGAAGUUCAGAAAGCUAUUUACACUUGUUCAGUUUGUCACAGUAAAUUCUAUAGUUUGGUUUUUGAAUGAUGGAGGAAAUAUUACACUGUUAGACAUUAUGGAAAAUCUCAACUGUUUUCUCUUGUUUUCUCUUGUUUUAUGUUUGUGACUACUGUUGUAUUUGUAACCUGGCACAGGAACCUGGCUAGCUCAGUGCAUUAGCUAGCUGCAACAUGUAAAUAUCCAUGAAACAUUAAAACUGACUGAAUUCAUCAUUUUGCUAUUUGUAGAGUAUCAGUGUGUUUAUUCAUUGUACAUAGUCAUUGUCAGUUGUGUAUAUACUGAGCCUCAGUCGAGGUGAAAUCAGUACUUUUGUAGCAAGUUAGAUGACCUGCUAGAGUUCGGGCUGUGCAAUCAACUGGAUGCCAUAUGAAGUCUUUCUAUUUGUUUCCAAUUGAAUAAGUUGUUAGAGGUUUAUCACAAUGAUUAUGUAUAAGUUGGUAGUUUUGUCAGUUCAGCUGCAAUUGAAAGGGUAAUGGAACAUAAGUAAAUUUGAGUCAGUGUAUAUAAAAGUGUUAUUUGAAUGCAGAUGUGAGAGUUGAUGCAAGACUCUUUAUUAAGCUUCUGAGAUAUUUCUUAUAUCUCAACAAAAGUAAACAACAUUACUUUUAGGUCUCUAACGUGCAUCCAAAUCCAAAGACUCCCAUUUAAACUUCUCUUAUAUUGUCCAAGUGUAACGUUUCUCUACAGAUACUUGUACCUUUCUUCACCCAAGUAGCAUCUCAAAUAUGUCAUUAAAUCAUUACAGUAAAACCAUGUCGAUAAUAACAGAGGUUGAAAUCGUCAAGUCUCGUUUGGUCUUUAAGGUUAGUUCAUGUUCAAAUUGCCUCAUAAAGAGAGUCUCUGUUCUUGUUGAGAAAGAUCUAACGAAAUACGUUUAUAUAUCAGUAAAUUUAAAAGUCAGUGCCAGAUAUUUUAUUAACUGCAGAAACUGAUUCCAUUGGGCAAAGAUAGCCAAGUUACAUUGACAAUUAUUUGAAUGGAAAUUAUAUUUGAAUGUUUCUACAUGUAUGCUGUCAUUUUUGUGCAAAUUGAUGUGCAAGCAUUCUGUGACUAUGAUAAGGGUUUUGUUCUUUAAUAUAUAUGCUCACAACAUGUCAGAGUUAAUUCUUACCCUGUCAUUCACUUGAAGAACGAGUAAUGUCUUGGUAAACAAAUAAAGAAGUUGAUAUCCCAAAAAUCUGAUACCCAUGUCCAUCACUUCUAUAUGCCCUUCAAAGAACUAGUACAAGCAUCAACAAUUAUGUUUUUAGUAAGUCUUAUCGAAAACGCAGAAAGUGCACACCCAAAUACCCCAAAGUGGCUGAAAAGUUCUCAGUACAAUAUAAAGGUGAACGUAGUAAUAAGAAAGGGUCAGGUGGUGCUUAAUUUCUUUUGAGUAGUAUAUGUAUCCAACGUUUAUAAAUUGCUGCAUCACAAGGCUUAAGUGGACUGGUUGGUGGUUUGUUUCACAAGUAGCUGUUCCAGGUUUUUUCUAACAGAUUAGGAAAAGUGAGUGAGUAUGGUUUAAUGCUGCUAUUGGCAAUAUCAACGCAAGGGGAGACCAGAAAUGGGAUUCACAUUUGUACCCAUGUGGGGAAUUGAACCCAGGUCUUCAGCUUGACAAGCAAAUGUUUAACGAUCAGCUGUUGAUAUGUGCGUAUCAUGAACACAGACCUUGACAACUUGAUAUAACUAAUGGACUGGUUUGGCUUUACGUAAGGGGAAAUCACGCUGAAGAAACCUUUACAACCAGGAUCCCUUAGAGAUUUGUGUACAGAAUUGUAUGUAUUGCCCAAGCAGAUCGAAUUCCAAACAGACAGCUUGCUUGCAAAUAAAUUGUUAAAUUUCUUUUAUCCGUCCUUAUAACUUAACAAUUGUAUAGAAGUUCAGUUUUUAGCAAUUGUUAAGGAAUGAAUAUUGGAAGAGGUUUUGGCACUGGUUCUUGAGGCGAAUACUUGGACAUAAUAUUCUCCAGGAAAGUAGUGUCCAUUAGUACCUGAACCUACCUUUUAUUGUGCUAAUGUCAUUUCAAUAUGGUAUUUUCCUGUAACUUACUUUGUAUAUGAAGGCUUCACAGAGACAUAUUCUGGAUUUUCCAUCUUAAUUGUGAUAAAAGAUAUUUGUAAUAUGUCAAGUGAUCAAAGUAUUAUGUUUAAUGCAAAGUACUGGUUCAAGAUGACAUCAGAGGUUGUCUUUGGUUUGACUAAGCUGAAAGUAGUCGUUUAUUAAUAAUAAUUGGGGUACAGAAGAAUGAACUACUCUAGUUUACUUAUCUCACUAACAAAGGAGGACUGAUGUUGUGUUUGGUCUUGUAACUCUAUGCUUGUUAUUAUUUGUUUGCCAAACUAUAAUAUUAGCUGCAUUCCUUGAACUUACUUUAGGAUUUGAAACCCAGGACAUGUUCAAAGACUAGUGAUGCUUCCCCAAAGAGAGUCUUUUUCCAGCAAAAUGUCUUUUAUUUAGGUUUAGUUCUUUUCAAUUGUAUCAACAUAUUUAAUGUUAAAUUACGAAGUCCAAAGCUUUAGGACACUGGUUUAUAUACAGCCAACAUUUAGACAUGUAAAAGUGUUUCAGCUGUUUAUGGCAUUCAGAAGUAGGAUGAUAUGUUACAAUAUGUUGUCAGGCAAUCCUUAUGACAAAAUGGGCCAGAGGCAGUUUGUUUUAAUUAUUUUGUUGCUGAAUUGUUUGUCAGAGUUCUUGUCUUAAAGAAAUGAAACAAAGCUGUCCUGAAUGUGUGUUUACAUGAAGUGAUCUAUUAUGAAGACCAGUUUGAAAGCUGUUUAAAAUAUAGAUUUGGGGAGAUACAGCCUUUCAUUUGAAAGAAACAAAUACUUUGAUCUUGAAUAACAAAGAAAUUUAAUAUAUUGUAUGUUUACAGUGAAGAACUUUGUGUAACGAACUACACAAAACAUGAUUUCUUGACUUUUCAACAAUCGAUGAUGAACAUGUGAAGUUUUAUUUGGAAAUGGUAUAAGUUUUUCAUUAUACUGUUGCUGUUAUGCUGUUAACAUGAUAUGCAGUGAUUUAGCUCAAGAAAUCAAUGUAGUGCACUCUGAGUAUGCAAACUAUAUUUUCUGUCUUUCUUAAUCUGAUUUUGUUGACUUUAUAUAGCAUCUUUCAUUGUUUCAUAUUUCACUUUCAGUUGUUGAACGUUCCCCUUGCUUAAUCUGCAGAUAAACAGGAGCCGUUCUCUUGACCAGCUUCUGGUAUUGUUUACUGGUAUAUAAAACUGUUGGCAAGAAACCAGAAUGUUGACUGAAAGCCCACCAUCUAUAUCAUCAUUAUGUCAACCCGAGCUAUAAGUAUUAAACAAAGAAAACAGGAUGUACAGUUCUGCUCAUUGUUUGUUUCUUGUAUUAAAGAAAUAUCUAUUUAUAUUUACUUGUUACCAUGUAUCAAAACCUAUCAGAACCCGAGAAGAUCUCGGUCAUGUUCCACAGUACAUUUGGUAAUAUAUCCCUUGUAUCUUAGUAUGUUUAAUGCUACUGUAUUUUAAGCCUUGAUUAUACGUAGACAUAACCCAUGUAAAAGAAAUACAGUUGACAUCGGUUUAAAAUAAUGCUGAACACAAUUAAUUGAUCUCUCAACUCAAUGCUUCCAACUCUCCAGUUUUGCUCAAUUUAUAAACAUUCAUACCCUACUGUAGUUAUCCAAGAAAUAAUUGAAAUAUAGUGUUUAUGUAUGUGUUCCAGUCUUGAUAUUUUUAGAAACAUUGGGCAUGGUUCCUUUCUGCAAGAUGUGUUUAGGAGAACUGUUGACAUUGUGCUUAUCUUCUUUGCCUCAUCCUCUGCAAAUAUGGUUUGUUUGUUACUUUUUAAAGUAAACAAUGUUACCAAUGUCUUUGUCACACUUGGUCAGUGCUUAUGUAAGUUGCAAGAAGUCAGCCUCUGCUUUUAAUAAGCAUACCAGUUAUUAUUACCCUGCAUGAUUCUAAUCUUUCCUGGCUGCAUUUCUGUUUGAGUAGUUCCUGUCCACAACUGAUGCCUCGUCAUCAGCCUCUUUUAUCACAUCUUUGAAAGGUUAUGUUUGGUCAUUUCAUUGUAUCAUCAGUUUUCAACCAAAGUAUAUGAUGAGAUUACAGGAUAAGAGCAGUUUGGAAUGUGUAGUCUUGCUGCUUGAGUUUGAAAUCUUUGAAUAUCUCACAAAAAGAUUUCUUCAUAUUUUGUCGUUUUUAAUCAAAUUGCUUUUGAUAGAGGAAGAACAUGAAUCUGACGGCAAAGAGAAAGGUUGUUGCUAAAAAACAAAACAAUGGGCAUUAUCGCAAUAGUCCGUGACAGUCAAUAUUCAUUUAAUGUGCUUUCUUCAUGCAUUCAUCAGUAAACAUGCUUUGUAGGGUGUGUGCAAAACUCCCAUUCUUGAAAUCAUAAGCCUUUGAUACCAGAAAAUAAUCUACCAAGUCAACAUUGCCUUGAUAUGUAAGUGCUCGACUUGAGUAAAUAUAUUUUUUCUGCAAUUCUUUAGUUCACACAAGAUUUAUUUUUGCCUUUUAUUCUUACAUUUCUGUAUUGGUGUUGACCCAUAGAAAAUGAAGGUUUCAAGGAACAUUGUGACAUGAUUUGUUUUAUCUUACGUUUUGAUGUUGAGCACGACAUGAGCAUCUUGCCUCCAUUGUUACUUGGUCCAGUCAGGAAGUGUUGACUGUGACCUGAUGCUGCUCUGUGAGAGCCUUGACAUGCCACCUGUGUUACACUAUCAUAGCACUGUUAUGGAUCUGUCUUACAAUCACUUGUUAGACAGAAUAUAAAGCAGUUUAUAAGCAAAUAAA